Messenger RNA from Dimorphilus gyrociliatus, 2227 nucleotides. NCBI's taxonomy places the organism in Eukaryota, Metazoa, Annelida, Polychaeta, Dinophilidae. The record is from the annotation of a GenBank genome assembly.
CAUGACAUCUAUAAUCAGAUUGAAGCCUUUUUCGGGUGUAAAAAGUGAAUCCCCACCAUGCUAUCUUCUUCAAAUCGAUGAAUGUCAUAUCUUACUAGACUGUGGGUGGGAUGAACAUUUCAGUAUGGACUAUUUGAAGAGAUUGAAAGAAAAUUUAGAUAUUAUAGAUGCAGUUCUUAUUUCUCAUCCUGAUCCUCAUCAUCUUGGCGCCCUACCCUAUUUGGUAGGAAGAUGUGGCCUAAAUUGCCCAAUAUAUGCAACUGUCCCUGUUUAUAAGAUGGGUCAAAUGUUUUUAUACGAUUUAUAUCAAUCUCGACAUAGCUGUGAACAUUUUGAAAUAUUCACUUUGGACGAUGUCGACGCUGCUUUCGAAAAAAUUAAACAGCUCAAAUAUUUGCAAACUGUUGGCUUGAAAGGUAAAGGGCAUGGUCUACAAAUCACUCCUAUACCUGCUGGUCACAUGAUUGGAGGAACAAUAUGGAAAAUUGUAAAAGAUGGUGAAGAAGAAAUUUACUAUGCUAUUGACUUUAACCAUAAAAAAGAACGGCACUUAAAUGGUUGUAUUCUUGAUGGAAUAGUCAGGCCACAUCUGUUUAUUACCGACGCAUUUAAUGCUAAUUAUCAACAAACAAGACGAAAGUUGCGCGAUGAACAGUUACUAACUAGCAUUAUUCAAACUUUGCGAAAUGAUGGAAAUGUUCUUAUUACAAUAGAUACAGCAGGAAGAUGUUUAGAGCUGGCUCAUUUGCUUGAUCAAAUGUGGAGAUCUCAGGAAUCUGGACUCAUGUGUUUCUCUCUAGCUAUCUGCAACAAUGUAUCCUUUAACGUUGUAGAAUUUGCGAAGUCUCAAGUAGAGUGGAUGGCGGAUAAAAUAACUAGGGCUUUCGAAGAUAAUCGGACUAAUCCCUUUCAAUUUAAGCACUUGAUGCUUUGCCAUUCUCUACAUGAAUUAAAUAAAGUACCCUCACCAAAAGUUGUUCUUGCCUCAUCCCCUGAUCUGGAGUCUGGAUUCGCCAAAGAUUUAUUUAUCUCAUGGUCUUCAGACCCCAGGAAUGUCAUCAUACUCACUAAUAGAACCUCUCCAGGAACUUUAGCGAGAACAUUAAUUGAUAAGCCAACUUCAACAGAAAUUACUGUUGAAAUUAAAAGAAGGGAAAAAUUGGAAGGAAAAGAACUGGAAGAAUAUAGGAAAAAAGAGCGCGAGCGUAUUGCAGAAGAACAGAGACAAAAAGCUCUCACUUCCCAAAAAGAAAAAGAAGAAUCAUCUGACAGUGAAGAUGUCGAAAAGGAAACAGCCUUCGAAAACAAAUACGAUCUACUUUUACCAAAAAUUGAUCAGGAACAUAUAUCAUAUUCUGGUCUACUGAAAAUCUCUAAGCGAAGCCUACCAAUGUUUCCCACAUCGGAGGAGCGUUUGAAAUGUUUAAAAUGGGAUGAUUAUGGUGAGUUUAUUCGACCUGAAGAUUUUCUUAUUUUUGACGAAAAAGAAGCUGAAGAGCCUAUGGAGACAGAGGAUGAGAAUGCCGAACAAUCGGUGAAUGAUUAUUCCGAUCAUCCCACUAAAUGCAUAGUAACUGAUCAAACAAUUCAAAUAAGAGCCAAAGUAAUGUACAUAGAUUUUGAGGGCAGAACUGAUGGAGAGAGUAUGAGAAAAAUUUUGGCUCAAAUUAAGCCUCGGCAAUUAAUUCUCGUACAUGGUGAUAAAUCUGCUACCGAAAAUUUAGCUAACUAUUGCUCAAGUCAAAAUUUGGUAAAUGGAAACAUUUUAACUCCAGAUCUCUAUGAGAUUGUAGAUACAACGACUGAGUCUCAUAUUUUCCAAGUUCGCAUGAAAGAUUCUCUCGUGAGUGCUCUACAAUUUGAAAAGACAAAAGAUGUCGAAGUAUCUUGGAUUGAUGCUAUACUGGACUCAACCGCAAUGGCUGAUGAAGGAAAAGGAGACGAUUUAGUUCAAAGAGAUUCUGUUCCAACUCUCAUCCCUGCUUAUUCGUCUGAUUGUGUUCAACCACAUGGUCCCGUUUUUAUUAAUGAACCGAAACUAUCUGAAUUGAAGGAGGUAAUAAUGAAACAAGGUAUUACAGCAGAAUUCACAGGCGGUGUGUUAGUAUGUGGGGGUAGUGUUGCUAUUAAGAAGAAUGAAAGUGGAAAAUUAACUAUUGAGGGAACAAUUAACAGUGAAUAUUAUAAAAUACGUAGAAUUUUAUAUUCACAAUUUGCUAUUGUUUGA